UUUCACGGCUGCAUUCGGCGCCGCUUCCGACGACAUGGCCCGCAAUGAGAACCCAUUUGACAUGCAGAUCAAACUUCUCAUGAUUGGGGACAGCGGCGUGGGGAAGACGUGUUUGUUGUUGCGAUACGCAAACGACUCGUUCUCGCCGACGUUUAUCACGACGAUUGGAAUUGACUUUAAGGUCAAGAACAUUGACUUGGACGGCAAGAAGAUCAAACUCCAGAUUUGGGACACGGCGGGACAAGAACGCUUUCGGACCAUUACGACGUCCUACUUUCGCGGCGCGCAGGGCAUCUUGCUUGUCUACGACGUGACGGACCGUGCUUCAUUCAACAGCAUCCGCAACUGGGUUGGUCAGAUCCAACAACAUGCCGACGUCCAUGUGAACAAGAUUUUGGUCGGGAAUAAGUGCGACAUGCUGGACGACAAGGUCGUAAGCACAGAAGAAGGCCAAGCGUUGGCGGACGAGUACGGCGUUAAGUUUUUCGAGACGAGUGCAAAAAACAACAUCAACGUUGAGGGUGGGUUUAUCGAGAUUGCGAACGAAGUGAAGACGCGGUUGAUGGAAGAAGGCGGCCCCCACAAAAAGAGCGACCUGGUUGUCAACUUGGGCAAAAAGGGCAACGACCCGACGAAAGCUAGCAACGGUGGCAAAGGCGGAUGUUGCUAAACGAGCGCGCGUUUAUAUCUAUUAGGCAUCACCACCAUCCUUCCUUCAUCUUCUUCUCGUGUCAUGCAUUCGAUAUGUUUUGACAUGGAAAGUCUCGACAAGAUUGUC
This is a messenger RNA of Aphanomyces invadans, 778 nucleotides long. RefSeq lists its product as hypothetical. The record is from RefSeq and is a predicted model, not a curated record. NCBI's taxonomy places the organism in Eukaryota, Oomycota, Saprolegniomycetes, Saprolegniales, Verrucalvaceae. Gene Ontology annotation, biological process: protein secretion; regulation of exocytosis. The transcript has 4 exons. The coding region runs from base 35 to 670 and encodes 211 amino acids. Gene Ontology annotation, molecular function: GTP binding; GTPase activity.